This is a messenger RNA of Rotaria sp. Silwood1, 639 nucleotides long. The record is from the annotation of a GenBank genome assembly. NCBI's taxonomy places the organism in Eukaryota, Metazoa, Rotifera, Eurotatoria, Philodinida, Philodinidae.
AUGUCAUUAAUAAGUAAAUGUUGGAUAGUUGUUUGUAUAAGUGAUACACAUCAAAAACAUCGUCAAUUAACCGAACGAUUAAAAUCAAGUUAUUGUGGUGAUAUUCUUAUACAUGCUGGAGAUAUAACCAAUUUUGCUCGUGGUUCAAAACCAUUUGAUGAUUUUGAUCAAUGGUUAAGUGAACUUCCAUUUAAACAUAAAUUAAUUAUUGGGGGAAAUCAUGAUUCGAUUUUAACUCCAUAUUUAAAUAAUGGAAAAUUUUUAGAAAAUGAACAAAUAAUAAUUGAUAAUUAUCUUCAUAUAUAUGGUUCAUCAUGGCGUCCUACAGGUGAAUCAACAUGGUUGGAUAUUCCUUCAAAUUCAAAUAUUGUUAUAACACAUAAUCCACCUUGUUCACCAAAUGGAUUACAUAUUGAUUUAGAAGGAAAUUUAGAAUUAAGAUUACAUCAAAUAAAACCUUUAAUUUCAAUAUUUGGUCAUAUUCAUCAAGAUUAUGGAGUUUGGAAAGAUGAUAAUGGAAUUUUAUUUGCUAAUGCAGCAUCUUUUCCUUCUUCUCGAUCUCAAACAUUAAAUGAUCCUUUAAGAUUCAAAAUUUCUAUUGAUGAAAACUCACUGCUUUCUAUUGAACAUAUUAUUUAA